CAAAUGAUGACGGGGGUUUGCAGGAAAUACAAGAAGGCUCCUCUCCAAGCACCUCCGUUUUUGUGAAUGGGAAGCAUGGACAACACUGCUAAACGUUUACUGGAGCGACUCGUAAGACGGAUUCCGAGUCAAAUGCUGAAGACAACGCUGGAUAAGUGGAGCCGUUUGACGUCGACGCAGCGGCAGUCCAUAGAUUAUACAGAAUCAAAAUGGGCGUUAACAGAAAAACUACUUGCCAUUUGCGAGGAAAAUGAACUGACAGUUAAACACAUAGCUGAGCUCGAAAUGAUACAUGUCAUCGAGAAUCCCAACCUGGGCAUGUGGUAUGCCUUCCAGCUCAUGGACCCUCAAGAUGAUGCUCACUCUGUAGAGCUGACACAGUUCAAGGAACAAUUUAAAUCCCACCUCCGUGAGCUAAUAAGACAUGUUUCUAUCAAGAUAAAGAAGCACACAGAUGAAGCUGUAUGGAUUCGAAUUGCAUGGGGAGACACCUUUUCUCGCCCCAACCACCUGAAACCCACAUAUGUCGUUCACUAUCUUCAAACCCCUUACGUCUUUCUGACCAGCCUAACUUCAAAACAAAAGCCUCUGUUGUCACAGGCUUUGGUUCUGUCCACCCGAUAUCAAGCUAUUAAGGAUGCUAACCUCAGUGGACGGAAGCUCACUGCCAUCAGAGAUCUGCUUAUGAAGCAGUAUCUGCAAGUGUUUCCCACCAAGUUUCCUAGCCCUCUGGCAGAAAGGAAUCGUGUUGUCUCAAACCUUCACAUAGAAAAAGAGCAAGCUGGGUCUGCAGCAAACAGACAUCAAAUGGCUUGUGAGGCAUUUGGUGAUGGGAUAUUACCUCAACUACAGUCUGCAGUUUACAAGCUGGAAACAAAAUUCAGAGAUCACACCAAUAAGACCAUGACAGAGCGGGACGAGACAUUCAGAUGUGUUGUUAAAUUUGCAAGCACCAACCUCCUCGAGUCACUCAGACACUCUGCAUCCUCAGGAGUUGCUUCCACCCCUGUGACACCCCUUCUCUCAUCCGUUCCCUUAAAGGGAAAAAAUUAUUUUGUUAUCACAGACAAUGGCCCUGGACCUUCAUCACAAAUGAAGCCAUCACAGAAAUGACCAUCAGACACUUGAUUUAACUUGUAGCAUGCUCAGUCCAUUAGUCCAUUCAUUUUACUUUAUACUUUAAUGAUGUCAUUGUUAAUAAAACUCUCAGUCUGUUUCAAUAAGAAAUUUUUAUUCUUGUAUUUGUUUAUCUU
Pelmatolapia mariae (spotted tilapia) is the source of this 1253-nucleotide messenger RNA. RefSeq names its product centromere protein N (gene cenpn). Lineage: Eukaryota; Metazoa; Chordata; Actinopteri; Cichliformes; Cichlidae. Gene Ontology annotation, cellular component: nucleoplasm. Gene Ontology annotation, biological process: CENP-A containing chromatin assembly; chromosome segregation. Bases 67 to 1113 code for a protein of 348 amino acids. The record is from RefSeq and is a predicted model, not a curated record. The transcript has 11 exons.